This is a messenger RNA of Prunus armeniaca (apricot), 453 nucleotides long. Lineage: Eukaryota; Viridiplantae; Streptophyta; Magnoliopsida; Rosales; Rosaceae. The record is from the annotation of a GenBank genome assembly.
AUGCUCUCUAUAAAUAGGACCCCUUGCCCUAGACAAGAGGUAAGAUCUCUUAGCUUGAUUUACGCUAUAAAUACUUGCUACAACAGAGAAUUCUCUCCCAAACUUACUUUGCCAACGGAUGGUCUUGGGCUGGUACCACACCGGUACUCUCGACCUCAUCCAUUAUUUCUUCUCUUAGCCCAGAACAAAGCAUCACAUCUCGAAGUGUUGUAUGCUUGCAUUAAGGGUUUACUAGGCCGAAGCAUCACAUCACCUGGCAAACAGAUUGGCGCUGUCUAUGGGAAGCGACUGGCAAUCAACCCAUAUCUCCCUUUCUCGAAACCUAUGAAUCCACCUUCAUCCCUUGCGACCGAUGGUCUUAUCCUCGGCCUUACCAGUGGACCAAGCACCGCUCCCCUACUCGGCACCCCCCAAAACGGAAACGCCCGUUCGGCAGAACACCCUGGAGGUUAG